Molecule: messenger RNA, 531 nt
Organism: Cadophora gregata
Lineage: Eukaryota; Fungi; Ascomycota; Leotiomycetes; Helotiales; Ploettnerulaceae
Exons: 1
Coding region: 1-531 (176 amino acids)
Cellular component (GO): Golgi apparatus
Source: RefSeq, a predicted model, not a curated record
AUGUCGCGCAUCCAGAUCCCUCUCGAUGUCCUUACAUCGCGUCUGAACCUCUCAGAUCGUUUCGCCAGCGUGCGAUCGCAAUCUUUAGGUUCUAGAUUUGCAAACCUCAAGCCUGUCUCCGAGUUCCUUGAUUUCAAGAGGCUGUCGAAGCCAGCCAAUUUCACUGAGAUCCAGUCAAGAGUUAACUACAACUUGGGAUACUUCUCCAGUAACUAUGCCGUCGUAUUCACCAUGCUCAGCAUCUACAGCUUGCUGACGAACCUCUGGCUUCUCUUUGAUCUGAUUCUGAUCAUUGGUGGCAUCUGGGGUAUCGGCAAGCUUGGAGGAGCCGACUUGGACAUUGGUGUUUUCCGCGCCACCUCAUCCCAACUCUACACUGGUCUCCUGGUGAUCGCAGUUCCCCUCACGUUCUUCGCAGGACCAUUCUCCACACUUCUAUGGCUCAUCGGCGCAAGCGGAGUCAGCAUUCUUGGACACGCCUCGUUCAUGGACAAACCGAUCGAUGAGGCUUUUUCCGGGGAGGCGGUCUAG